GUUCAUGGUGAUAUAACUCGUCGACAUGUACAUUUUAAGGUUGGAAUGAACUGAAGAAAUUUGAGUAUGACAUCGAACUCCUAGUUUGAUCUACGACGAGUAUUAUGAUAUUAACGGACAUACUAAAAAUUACUUUCUAAAAAGGACAGGAAGUUCAUUGAGAUCUAACUCGUCGACAUGUACAUUUUACGGUUGGAAUGAACUUUCUUUUUUUGUGAUGAAACCUGAGAAUGACAUCAAGGAUUAUGAUAUCAAGGGACAUAAUUAAUAUUACUUUAUACAAAGAAAGUUCCCGAUAUAUUAAACAAUACAUUAUAAACGAAUAAUGGCUUUAUCGAAAGUAGCUGCGAUGUCAUCACUAACAGAUGAAGAGACAAACUUCUUGAGAUUUGCUAAUCUUUUGAUUCGUAUUGCGCUAAAAGCAGUUCGGGAUUUGUUUGAUAAGUAUUUCACACCUGGUGGAUUGUCUGUGAUGUUGAACCAGUCAAAAGGAAAACUUGAAACUCUUAACCAGAAAAAAAUCCUCAACAAGUCGCAGAUGGAUUUACUUUAUCCUCCACAUGGAACAGCGACUGUAACAGUUCAAUCAUCGGAUAUGGAUAUUACUCUGAUGAUUUGUUUACUGCGUAAUUUAAAAAAGAUGAAAAUACAAGAUUCACUUCCAAGAGAAACAGAUGUAUGCGCAGAAGCAGAUAUAUCUCGAAUAAAGUAUUAUAGAAACUGGAUAGCUCAUAACACAGAUGGUCAAAUAAACAAAAACGAUUUCCCGGUGAUUUGGAAGAAUACUUGCGAGGUUAAUAAUUUGAUUACAGCAUAGGAAUAAUGAUCCUUUAUCAAUAUAGAUCAUUUGAUCAUAACAUUACAGACAAAUGAUUACAAAAAUUUAAUGCUGAGCAUAGACAGUAUAGAUACUGAAUAAAAUAUUCAAUUAUAUUGAAAGGAAAUUAAAUAAGACUGUGAGGGAUCUACUUUCCUGAUUAUAAUGAUCAUCAGAUAAAGGGCAAA
Molecule: messenger RNA, 1005 nt
Organism: Mytilus trossulus (common blue mussel)
Lineage: Eukaryota; Metazoa; Mollusca; Bivalvia; Mytilida; Mytilidae
Exons: 4
Coding region: 326-817 (163 amino acids)
Source: RefSeq, a predicted model, not a curated record